This is a messenger RNA of Trifolium pratense (red clover), 725 nucleotides long. RefSeq names its product non-specific lipid transfer protein GPI-anchored 10. Bases 67 to 645 code for a protein of 192 amino acids. The record is from RefSeq and is a predicted model, not a curated record. The transcript has 3 exons. Lineage: Eukaryota; Viridiplantae; Streptophyta; Magnoliopsida; Fabales; Fabaceae.
UUCUAAUUUUGCUAUUUAGAUACAUUGCUAAACAUUUCUCUCUUCACACACUAUCACACAAACAUAAUGGCUUCUCUUAUUCAUUGCAAUCUAGUUUCUCUUUUCUAUCUCAUUUUUCUCUUGCUGAUAAUUUCCUAUCCACCAAACACCCUCUCCCAAGAUCCAAACUCCUCAAGCCCUACAAUAGCACCAUGCACAUCAAGCCUCCUUCCUCUCUUUCCCUGCAUGCCAUUCGUGCAGGGCGCCGUUAGAACUCCGGCGUCUGCCUGUUGUAGCAACCUCGAGCGAAUCUAUAACCAACAACCUCACUGUCUUUGUUUCUUGUUCAACAGCACUACCUUUACCUCUUUCCCCAUAAACAGAACACUUGCUCUACAAAUCCCAGCUCUUUGUAACCUUCCAGUCAAUAGCUCAGUUUGUCAAGGGGAGAAAAUACAUGUGCCUGCAACUUCACCAAAAUCUCAAGCUUUCUUUGGAACAAAGAACAACUCUACUGUUUUUGCUUCUCCAGCAUUUACAGUGCCACCAAGACCAAGCAUCAUUGGAUUUGGAUUUGGAAGAAGUGAAGCCAUUAACUUGAAGGCAAAGAAUGGAAUGAUUGUUAUCAUAAAUAUAACAAUUUUUGUGUUCAUAUUGGUGUCUUGAUACCAUAUUAGGGUCAAUAAAAUAUUAUAGUGAGUGAUGUACCAAAGAAAAAAAAUAUUAUAGUGUGUGGAUUGUGUGGU